Molecule: messenger RNA, 3637 nt
Organism: Hippocampus zosterae (dwarf seahorse)
Lineage: Eukaryota; Metazoa; Chordata; Actinopteri; Syngnathiformes; Syngnathidae
Gene: maco1b
Product: macoilin 1b
Exons: 11
Coding region: 365-2407 (680 amino acids)
Biological process (GO): neuronal signal transduction
Cellular component (GO): rough endoplasmic reticulum membrane
Source: RefSeq, a predicted model, not a curated record
UCACACGCCACAGCUCUCUCGUCAUGGCAGAGGGGAAGUGAUCGAGGUUGCCUCGUAACAUAAAUGGCUCGUCUCAGUAUCCGUCAAAGAGAGAGGCCUCGGUGAAUAGAUUGAUUGGGUAUUCCAAACGUCUGCCAACGCGAUACACGUAAAAUACAACGCGGCCAGGACACAGUGAGCCUGCGCUAAGAGCAAAAGAGGAGGUUCCUGAAUAGAGUCCUUUAUUUAUUUCUUUGUUGCCAGUCGCGAAAAUAAUUCCAGCGACACAUACUACAGCACUUAAUUUAUAUUCGUUGCCCGUAUACACUAGAAAACUGGAUAAGAUUACGGUGGCUGCUCGAAGGCCAAAGCCAAGUGGAGGAGGAUGAAGCGGCGCAAUGCGGACUGCAGCAAACUCCGACGGCCGGUAAAACGGAAUCGAAUCACCGAGGGCAUAUACGGCAGCACUUUCCUGUACCUGAAGUUCCUAGUGGUGUGGGCGUUGGUGCUACUGGCUGACUUUGUUUUGGAGUUUAGAUUUGAGUACCUCUGGCCAUUCUGGCUCUUCCUCCGGAGUGUGUACGACUCGUUUAGAUACCAGGGGCUGGCCUUCUCAGUAUUCUUUGUGUUUGUGGCACUUACUUCGGACUUCAUUUGCCUCCUAUUCAUCCCAGUGCAAUGGCUCUUCUUUGCUGCCAGUACUUAUGUGUGGGUGCAGUAUGUCUGGCACACAGAGAGAGGAGUCUGUCUACCCACUGUGUCACUAUGGAUACUCUUCGUGUACAUAGAGGCGGCUAUCAGAUUCAAAGACCUGAAGAACUUCCAUGUAGACUUGUGCCGCCCAUUUGCUGCACACUGCAUUGGCUAUCCAGUGGUGACACUGGGCUUUGGCUUUAAGAGCUAUGUCAGCUAUAAGAUGCGCCUCCGGAAGCAGAAAGAGGUGCAGAAGGAGAAUGAGUUUUACAUGCAGCUCCUUCAGCAGGCUCUGCCUCCAGAGCAACAGAUGCUUCAAAGGCAAGAACGAGAAGCAGAAGAAGCAGCAGCAAAAGGAAUAUCUGAAGCGGACACGCCUCCAGUUUCACAGAACGGCGCCCCUGCCAAUAAAAAGACCUCAGCGCCUUUGCCAGAGUUAGAGUACAGAGAAAAGGGAAAAGAGGGAAAAGGUGGUGGGGAGGCUAAAAAGCAGCACAACAGCAACAGCAUCCUGCCAUCAUCAGUGGACUCUAAACUCCAAGAGAUGGAGUAUAUGGAAAACCAUGUGAACAGCAAGAGACUGACCACUGAACUCGGCAGCACAGAAAACUUGUUGCUUAAAGAGGACAAUAAUUCCUCCUGCUCAUCCUCUUCCUCCUCCUGCUCCAAAAAUUACAAAAACAGCAACGCUACAGCGCUCAACUCCUCUCCCCGUGGGCACAGUGCUACCAAUGGCAGCCUGGCCUCCUCUACGCCAUCCUCCUCUUCCACGGGGAAGAACGACAAGAAGCACAAAUUGGCAGUGGGGAAGGGGACAUCAAGUGGCUCCAACAGGGAUCCUACCGACAACUGUAUUCCCAACAAUCAGCUGAGCAAGCCGGAAGCACUUGUUAGAUUGGAGCAAGAUGUUAAGAAGUUGAAGGCAGACCUGCAGGCAAGCCGGCAGAUGGAACAAGACCUGCGAAGCCAGAUUGGCUCACUUGGCAGUGCUGAGCGUUCAAUACGUACUGAGCUGGGUCAACUCCGCCAGGAGAACGAACUGCUGCAGAACAAGCUCCAUAAUGCUGUGCAGGCAAAGCAAAAGGAUAAGCAGGCUGUGGGUCAACUGGAGAAGAGGCUGAAAGCUGAACAGGAAGCUCGUACCACUGCUGAGAAACAGCUCGCAGACGAAAAGAAGCGCAAAAAGCUCGAGGAGGCCACGGCAGCUAGGGCAGUAGCUCUAGCUGCUGCUUCCAGAGGAGAAUGCACAGACACGCUGCGACGGCGGAUCACAGAAUUAGAGAGUGACUGUAAGAAACUAACCUUGGACAACAAGCUUAAGGAAGACCAGAUCCGAGAGCUUGACUUGAAGGUCCAGGAACUUCAUAAAUACAAGGAGAAUGAAAAAGACACAGAAGUGCUGAUGUCAGCUCUGUCAGCCAUGCAAGACAAGACCCAACACUUGGAGAAUAGCCUUAGUGCAGAGACCAGGAUCAAACUGGACCUCUUCUCUGCACUGGGAGAUGCCAAGAGACAGCAGGAAAUCGUGCAAGGUCAGAUUCUUCAGAAAGAUCAAGAAAUAAAAGAUCUUAAGCAAAAGAUAGCCGAAGUGAUGGCUGUCAUGCCCAGCAUCUCAUACACAACCGACACCAGCAGCAUGACCCCGGUGGCCCCCCACUACUCCUCCAAGUUCAUGGACACCAACCCCUCUGGCUUGGACCCCAAUGCCUCAGUUUACCAGCCACUGAAAAAGUGACCGCUUUGUUCUUUCGCUCCCCCCGCAUUCUCUCUCUCUUUUUUGUUUUUGUUUUUUGUAGUUUUUUUGUCCCACCCCCGACCUCCCGGCCCAUCACCUUUCAAUCUGCUCGGCAUGUCUGCAGCUGAGAAUGUUUUUCUUGGGUCUUUUUUUUCCCCCCUCCCUGCCAGGUCAGAAGGAUGUUGUAUUGUGUGUAGUUCAAACAAAAGAUGGAAAAAAAUUAAAGCAGACACCACAUCACCUUAAAAGUCCCAGUUUUUUUUUCUCAUUGGUGUUUAGUGAAACCUCACAGAUUCAGAGAUGUAUAUCUAGGGUUCAUCUCCUGGCCAUUAAUAAAGUGCAAUUUGGCCCCAGCCCAUAAUAUAUUUAAAAUUUAGUAGUAGAGCAGCAACUGAUGAUUAUUUUAAUAAUCGAUUUUUCAAAAAUUUUAUUGAUGAAUUUGAUGGAAAAGAACAUUUCAGUUUCCAUUCCUUUAUUUGGAAAAAAAAAAUCAUUAUUUCAAAUUGACAGAAGCAUAAAUUCUGAUUCAGUUACUGGUUUUGUCUGUAAUGUAUCAGAAAAUCGGCCAAAAUGUUGAUCAUUGUUUUCCAAAGUGAAAACAAGUCUUAUUUUGAUUGAACACAAAGAUAAUCAGUCUGCUUCCAUGAGGACAACAGAAUCUGAGAAUUCUUACUGUUGAAAAGCUGAAAUUCUUAGUCUAUUGACAAUUUUAAAUUAAAAACUGUAAACGAUUUGAUUAUCAAAGAUAAUUAAUUUGGUAAUCAAUUGGUUUUUGAUUAAUCCUUGCAUCUCUAUAUAUGAGUAUGGGACGGAAUUCCCAUCCAAUGGACCACAAAGUGUACCCCAUGGAUUUAUUUAAACUCAAAGUCGCAAGAAAAAUCAGGGGAAUUCGGUGUAACAUUAGCACAGAUCCAUAUUUACUAUUUUAAGCCACAUUCCGACUCCAAAUAAGCAGUGAUCUAUGCUGCUUUGGCGUUUGGUGGCAAAUUGUUUUUAAGAUGUGUGAGGUUCAAGGUGGAAGUGUGCGAAAACUCUACAUGAAAGAAGGUGACUCUCUAAAAUAAAGACAAGCUCCUCCUCCUCCAUCUCAAUUUAGAACGAGGCAAAAUCAAAAUUUUGAAAGCACUUCAAGUUACGACUACAGUGGCAAGAAUGAGAAGUUGAACACAGGCUAUGAACUAGCCCAAUUGUCUACCGGGUUGUUUUCUGGACCUUGUGUUACCAGAAUCU